Molecule: messenger RNA, 3968 nt
Organism: Chelonia mydas (Green sea turtle)
Lineage: Eukaryota; Metazoa; Chordata; Testudines; Cheloniidae
Exons: 7
Biological process (GO): regulation of transcription by RNA polymerase II
Molecular function (GO): RNA polymerase II cis-regulatory region sequence-specific DNA binding; DNA-binding transcription factor activity, RNA polymerase II-specific
Source: RefSeq, a predicted model, not a curated record
GCGGAGGGAUUAACCCUGCGCUGGCCGGCGCGGAAGCUCUUUGUCUGGGGAACUGGGCCGGCCUCCCUGCGUCCAGGCGGGGUGGCGUGCCCUCCCAGGAGCCUGGACGCAUCCAGCAGGAUCGACGGAGAGACCGAAGUUGGAGAACUAGAGCGCAGGCCCCAGCGGGGAUAAGCUGGUCCUUGAAGACAGAUCAGUAGCUCCUGGGUCUCCACAUCCAGGCUCCGCGAGAGAAUAUGGAAAUGGCAGAUCCAAUGGGCCCAAAAGCAGGGAAUGAGCUGGAGAGAGACGGGAAGCAGCCAGUCCUGGGACCAACCAUCUCAGUAAGACCUCAAUGGCAGCUGAGGACUGAGCAGUGUGACAGGAUGUCCCAGUAUUGGAAAGAUCAAUUUCAGGAGGAGCUACAGAGCUUACGGACACCUGCUGAGGUUGUGCCGACAUCAGUCCCUGCAUCAAAAAACCCUCCACUGCUGGAGCUGACCCCAGAGGAGGAUAUUGAGGCCUAUCUGGCUUCCUUCGAGCAAGUGGCUGAAGCCUGCCAGUGGCCCAGAAGAGAGUGGGUGACCCGCCUUGUGCCGGCCCUCAGUGGAAAAGCUUGGCAGGCCGUUAGCAGCCUGGAUGCCAGAGAUGCUGGAGAUUACGGGAAGGUGAAGGCAGCCGUCCUGCGAGGGUGCAACGUUGGCACGGAGACACAGCGCCAGCGCUUCAGGCAGUUCCGCUACCAGGAAGCCGAGGGGCCCCGGGCAGUUUUCUGCCGACUCUGGGAACUCUCCCAUCGAUGGCUAAAGCCAGAGAUCCGCACCAAGGAGCAGAUCAUGGAGCUGCUGAUCCUGGAGCAGUUCCUGACCAUCCUGCCGGAAGAAAUCCAGAGCUGGGUUUCUGAACAUUGCCCAGAGACGUGCGCCCAGGCAGUGUCCCUGGCCGAGGAUUUCCAGGUAGGACUGCAACAGGCUGGGAUAUGAGAGCAGCAGGUCACAGUGCAUGUGAAGGUUGAGGAUGUGACCCCAGAGGAGAUGGAUGCCCCUGAAGCAUUAUGGGAAUCUCAGAGCUCCCAGCUGGAGCCACCACAGCCCCAUCCCGCAUGGGGAUCACCGGAGGAGGCGGCACUGAGGAAGUACGAGCUGCCAGGCGCCCCUGGAAAGGAGCCCCGAGUUGGACGAGAAAUGGCAGGUGCCAGGAUCCUGAGCAGGACUGAGAAGCAGCCUCACAGCAAAGGGCCUAAAAACCUGCAGCCCCCCAGCGUAUCACUGCAGGAUUCAGGAGAGAGCAUUAACCACAGACCUGAGCAGGAAGGAGCCUGCAAGAGGCAGAAGAGGAGCCCAGUGGGGAAUGAGUCAGAUCCCCUAGGAGAACGUGAGAGUGGAUUCAGGAGACUAAUCCAUCCUCCUGCACCGGGGAGACCUCGGACCACAGGGGACCUUCAAAAUCAGAACAGCAUUCACAGGACAGAGAAGCCCCAUAAAUGUCGAGAUUGUGGGGAAAGGUUCUGGGAGAAGCAGGCACUCACGGCCCAUGGGAGAGUCCAUGAGAAAGACAGACCAUAUCCCUGUCCUGAAUGUGGAAAGAGUUUCAACAGACUGACCCAUCUCAAAACGCACCAGAGAACCCACACGGGAGAGAAACCCUAUUUCUGUGCCGAAUGUGGGAAGAACUUCGGCCACCUCUCCACGCUCAUUACACACCAGAGGCUGCACACAGGGGAGAGACCCUACUCCUGUGACGAGUGUGGGAAAACUUUCACCAACCCCUCGGACCUCAACAAGCACCAGCGCUCCCACACUGGCGAGCGGCCCUACCCCUGCGCCGAGUGUGGGAAGCGCUUCAGCCAGCUCUCCAACCUGACGAUGCACCAGAGGACUCACACACAGGAGAAGCCCUACCCCUGCGCCGAGUGCGGGAAGAGCUUCAAGUACCUGGCUUACCUCACCGUUCAUCGGCGCUCCCACACUGGGGAACGGCCCUUCCCCUGCACCGAGUGCGGGAAGAGCUUCAGUCACAAAUCCUCUUUGGCCCGUCACCUGAGAAUCCACGCCAGAGCCGCAGCCAUGGACAAGAAAGGCCGAACCCCAAAACAGAGAGUGGUUGCAGAGCAGGCGGGCCAACAGCCCCUGCACCUCCAGGUCCAGGCUUUGCUGCAGCAGGUGGGGCCCACUAAAGAGAAAAUGGAAAAGCGAGAUCCCAUGGAACCAGGACCGGGGAAGGAAUCCGAGCGGGCUGCAGAAGAUCCCGUGGUGGCACCCCCCAUCUCAGUAACUCCCAGAUGGUCCCGGAUUAGACUACAUCAGGUCAAGACGGAGCCACAAGAAGGGAUGUCCCAGCGACGGCAGGUGCUGAAGGCCCGACAGACCUCUCCUGAAAUUGUGUCCGCUCCAGACCCUGCCUUGGGAAACCCUCAACUGCCGGAGCUCACGCCAGAGGAUGACAUCGAGGUCUAUCUGGCUUCCUUCGAGCGAGUGGCUGAAGCCUGCCACUGGCCCAGAAGAGAGUGGGUGACCCGACUCCUGCCCUCCCUCACUGGAAAAGCCCAACAGGCCAUUAGCAGCCUGGAUGCCAGAGACGCCCGAGACUACGGGAAGGUGAAGGCAGCCAUCCUGCGAGGCUGCAACAUCAGCACGGAGAUGCAGCGCCUUCACUUCAGGCAGUUCCGCUACCAGGAGGCCAAAGGGCCCCAAGAGGUCUGCAGCCGUCUGCGGGAACUCUCUCAUCGAUGGCUAAAGCCAGAGAUCCGCACCAAGGAGCAGAUCAUGGAGCUGCUGAUCCUGGAGCAGUUCCUGACCAUCCUACCCGAGGAAAUCCAGAGCUGGGUCUGGGUACGUCACCCAGAGACCUGCGCCCAGGCCGUGUCUUUGGCAGAGGAUUUCCAGCUGGGACAGCGAGAGGCUGGAGUGUGGGAGCAGCAGGUCACAGUGCGUGUGAAGGUCGAGGAAGUGACCCCAGAGGAGGUGGAGACCCCUGAAGCAUUAUGGGAAUCUCAGAGCUCCCAGCUGGAGCCACUACAGCCCAAUACCACAUGGGGAUCCCAGAAGGAUGUGGGACGGAGCAAGUACAAGUUGCCAAGUGCCCCUGAAGAGGAGACCGAAGUUCUACAGGAAACUGCAGGUGCCAAAAUCCUGAGCAGAGCAGAGGAGCAGCCCAAUUUGGGAGAGCAAGAAAACCUGGAUCUGGCCCAAACGUCGCAAGGCGGAUCAGGAGAGAGUGUUGUCUGCAGACCUGAGCGGGAAGAAGCCUGCAAGAGGCAGAAGAGAAACCCAGCUGGGACCGAGCGAGUUCUGCCAAGGGUGUUCCCACAGCUCCCCGCUCAAGGGACACCUGGGGCCGUAAGAGACCUUAAAAGCCAGGAGAGCAGCGUGCACAGGAUGGAGAAACCCCACAGAUGUCGAGACUGCGGGGAAAGGUUCUGGGAGAAGCAGGACCUCAUGGCCCAUGGGAGAGUCCAUGAGAAGGACAGACCCUAUCCCUGUCCUGAAUGUGGGAAGAGCUUCAACAGACUGACCCAUCUCCGAACCCACCAGAGAACCCACACGGGAGUGAAACCUUACUCCUGUGGGGAGUGUGGGAAAAGCUUCGGCCACCUCUCCACGCUGACCACGCACCAGAGACUGCACACAGGGGAGAGACCCUACUCCUGUGCUGAGUGCGGGAAAACCUUCACCAACCCCUCGGAUCUCAACAAGCACCAGCGUUCCCACACAGGUGAGCGGCCCUACCCCUGCGCCGAGUGCGGGAAGCGCUUCAGCCAGCAAUCAAAUCUGACAAUGCACCAAAGAAGCCACACCGAGGACAGACCGUACCCCUGCACCGAGUGUGGGAAGAGCUUCAAGUACCUCGCUGAUCUCACCGUGCAUGAGCGCUCCCACACAGGCGAGCGGCCCUUCCCUUGCCCUGAGUGCGGGAAGAGCUUCAGUAACAAAUCCUCUCUGGCUCGUCACCAGAGAAUCCACGCCAGAGCUGCAGCCAGAAACAAGUGA